CAAAGUUUGAUUAGGUCAUUGCUUUGUUUGCAGACGCUUAGACGACUUCAGAACCAAGAGUAGAUCAAACCAACUGUCAAGAAGGCACACCUGAACACAAGCUUGAAAGUUCAGGAUGGACAUGAAACAGCAUUGCGUGAAGCUGUCGGUCCAGCCGUCCAGAGGGCUUGUGGAUGAGAAGUUCACCGUCUUGGUCCAGAACCUCCUCCCUGGGUUCCAGCUGACCAUCCACGCCCUCCACCAGUGUGAAGACGGACACAGCUGGGAGGCUUUUGCUCACUACACUGCUGAUGCCACCAGUAUUGUGAACGUCUCACAGGAUCCCAGUCUGGGCCGGACAUAUUCUGGGAUUGAACCGAUGGGCCUGCUGUGGAGCCUCAGACCAGUUCCUGGCAGCAAAACUGGGCUCAGGUGGAGGAAGAUGAACGUCCAGACUCCCAUGGGGGUCACAAUCUCGGUGUACCAGGGUCACCAGACGGAGGGCUUCUUGGAUCAGGUGCUGCUGGCCAGUGUGGUGGUAGAGCGAUGGUUCAUGGCUCCCGGCGUCCGUAGAGUCCCGAUAACAGAGGGCAGACUCACUGCGACCCUCUUCCUGCCCUCAGGACCUGGUCCUUUCCCCGGACUCUUGGACCUUUGGGGGGGUGGAGGGAAGUUGGUGGAGUACCGGGCAGCGCUGCUGGCCUCCCACGGCAUCGCCUCCCUGGCCCUCGACUACCUGACAGCUAAAAUCACUAGGGAAACUGGUAAAAUGGUGGACAAUGAUUACUUUGAGACGGCCUAUAGAGUCCUGGAGCAGCAUCCUCAGAUCCUCGGCAGCAGGAUCGCCAUGUUGGGUCUUUCCUUCGGCGUCUCUGUCACUCUCAGAAUGGCUGUUUACUCCCAGGUUGUAAAGCUCAGAUGCGCAGUGUGUAUCAGUGGGAGUCAUGUGCAGCCGAUUGACGGACCUGUGAACAAAUUAUUGCUUUAUUUAACAAGUAAAAACAUUGACAAGAUUCAGCUUGAUAAGGAUAACCAGUCGAUCCUUAGAGAUAUGCUGCUGCCCAUCCCAACAGACCCCUCACUCAAAGUAGACGUGGGACGACUGCAGUGUCCUCUGCUGCUCGUUGUCGGUGAGGACGAUCAGAACUGGCCCACCUACGAGUCUGCUAUAGAUAUGAGAGAGAUGAUGGAGCGAGCGGGGAACAGCCACCUGCUGACUGUCCUGUCCUAUAAGAACACCGGUCACCUGAUCGAACCUCCGUUCACACCGUUUGUCAGAGCCAGCUCCUUCAGAACAGUCACUAACCCACCUUUUACGAUGAUGGUUCUGUGGGGCGGAGAGCUGGUGGCACAUUCUCUCGCUCAGGAAGACGCCUGGAGGAAGACGCUGGUCUUUCUGAGGGAGAAUCUGUACGGCGGCAUGAAACCUGGUGCUUAAUUUUCCAACCUGUAACCAAGACAACAAUUUAAUAUUGUAGAGACUUCUGGCACCUUUGGUUCAGGAUGUAAGAGUUAUCUUUACCAUGCAUAAUCAUAAUCACUUUGGCUGCAAAUGUAAUGGACAUGAAAUAUUCAAGGUUGAAUUAGUACAAAAGUAAUUUGGUUAAAGUUUUAAAUGUAUAUUGCACUCAUCAAACAAGAGAUAAUAAAAUGCCUUACAAGGAAAGAAAGAAAAAGCACCAUAUAAACAG
This is a messenger RNA of Trematomus bernacchii (emerald rockcod), 1670 nucleotides long. RefSeq names its product peroxisomal succinyl-coenzyme A thioesterase-like. The record is from RefSeq and is a predicted model, not a curated record. NCBI's taxonomy places the organism in Eukaryota, Metazoa, Chordata, Actinopteri, Perciformes, Nototheniidae. The transcript has 11 exons. Gene Ontology annotation, biological process: acyl-CoA metabolic process; fatty acid metabolic process. Bases 116 to 1417 code for a protein of 433 amino acids. Gene Ontology annotation, molecular function: fatty acyl-CoA hydrolase activity.